Molecule: messenger RNA, 876 nt
Organism: Letharia columbiana
Lineage: Eukaryota; Fungi; Ascomycota; Lecanoromycetes; Lecanorales; Parmeliaceae
Exons: 3
Coding region: 1-876 (291 amino acids)
Source: RefSeq, a predicted model, not a curated record
AUGAUAAUAGGCUGUAAGCUAUCCUACUCUGCCCGUUUCAUAAUCGACACUCUCUCGCUCCCUCAACUCGCCGUUUUCACUGUUCUGACCGAGCUUGUCCUUCCUCAGACCAACAUGCCUGCUUUGAGAAAGCAGGAUUUGCCCUUCCCAGGGUCCAGCAACGCCCCGAUCGAGUCCCAGGACACUGCCGACAUCCCUUGCGACGAAUGGCACUUUUCUCGGCGCUAUGGUCGCGGUGAGCGGCGCUAUGAUUGCGGCGGACGGCACUAUCCUCCCAUCGUUUCGAGAACUGGUCUCGAGGCCGAGAAACAUCCUGUGAAGGAGAAUGCUUGGCCCCCCCGGGUGGUCGAGUGGGCCCCUUCUCUCGACCUAGCCGAAGAGUCGAGACACGACCGGCUGGCUGCCAUCGAAAUGGCUGCCAUACCAUACCCUCCUCGACGAAUAUCCCGCUUCAAUGACGAGCAAAAGGCUCAAAAAUUCCUGACUCGCUUGGCCCGAGAGACCAUUGCGAAGAAAGACGCGCAGACCCCCUGGGAGGUCGAGUGGUUUGAGAGUUGGAAGAUAUCCAAUACCUUCCCCAUCAUGUCACCAACGUCCACACCAAGAAAACCGCCUUACACCAAGAGACGCAACUGGUUUUGGGAUAUGCCAUCUGUGGAGUCUGAAUGGAAUGUCGAACCUUUUGCGUACCGUGGCUCCACCCAUAAGCUACUUGCUGGAGUCGAUGCCGCGCUAUCAAAGCUCAUCGAGGAAGCCGUCGACACUUCGGAGAGCGAGGACCCAGUGGAGGUGGAUGAAGACUACGUUGAAGUUGCUGCGGGACCGUCAGUUGCCUGCUCGGUGGAGAACGAUUGGGAGCUUCUGGAAUUGCUCUGA